This is a messenger RNA of Ixodes scapularis (black-legged tick), 2557 nucleotides long. RefSeq lists its product as uncharacterized. The transcript has 5 exons. The record is from RefSeq and is a predicted model, not a curated record. Gene Ontology annotation, molecular function: zinc ion binding. Lineage: Eukaryota; Metazoa; Arthropoda; Arachnida; Ixodida; Ixodidae. Bases 1 to 1401 code for a protein of 466 amino acids.
AUGGCGGAGUUAGUGAGGGUCGGUUGGACGGCGAGAGCCCUGCUCCUUACGAGUAUUUUGGAAUAUGCUAACGCUACGAAAUAUUCGCGGUGCUACGAGGAAGCGGACCUCCUGUUACAGGCCGGGCAUUUGUUUCUUUGCGGCAAAACAUCGUCGUCCGAGGACAACGUUGAAAUAUUGGCGUUGUGCCUCGCAACGAGCAGCGUCCGAGGCGAUCCGCAUGAGAUCACCGUAAAACUUGUCGCGGGAGAUGGCCCAAAGUUCCGUGUGGACAGUGCCGUCUGCUCGUGCGUGGCGGGAUCAUCAGAAUGCUGCAAGCACGCUGUCGCCACGCUUCUUCACUGCAACAGAAAGGGAAUCCAGCAUCUCGAAGAUCUAAGCUGCACCGACAAGGAGUGCGCGUGGAAAAAGACCCCUGGAAAGGAGUUGUAUGGCGAUCCUGUGCCGUACAAGAUGUUCUGUCAUGUAAAGAAGCUCCGACCUACGCUGGAGCCUUCACCCGAGGCGCAGGCAGCUAUCCUCAAGCAGCUGACAGGCGCCUGCUUUAAUUCUGCGCUCGCCAAGCAUAGGAGGAGGAGGCGGGCUGAUCGGUCAUGCAGUGUCCCGGAACCGUCAAGGCUGGACGAGAAGUACAGGCAGGUCAUAGAGUGCGCCGAAGGCAGUGAUCUUUUGGCAAGGCUUGCCGCAGUUCCGGCCUCUCCUCCGGAAGGCUGCUCUUCUUUCUACGAUCAACAAGUCGCUGUCUCUGUUGAAACAGCCGCUGUCAUGCUUCGGGACACAAAAGAGAACAAGGCAGCCUGGAUGAUGGAACGUCGCUGCCGGAUCACAGGAACAACAUGCUACCCCCUCUCUACCUACAAGUUGGGAAACUGGGAAAAGAAGGUGCGGUCCACAAUGCAGCCAUCAUUCCGUGGCAAUGCCGCAACGGCCCAUGGUCUACGAUACGAGCCAAAGGCACGGGAGAAGUAUGCAAAGACCCGACGAGUUGACAUUUUUACGUGUGGACUCGUUGUUUCGCCACAAAACCCCUGGCUCGGCUGCUCCCCUGAUGGCGUUGUGUUCGAGGGGUCGCGACCAGGCACGUUGAUCGAAAUCAAGUGUCCCAAGAAGGGAGAAAUGAUGACUGCAAAGGCACUCUUGGCCACCUGUGAUUUUCUGGAGACUGACGAGGCUGGUACCUACAGCCAAAAGAAGCGCCACACCUUCUAUGGGCAGAUGCAGCUGGGGAUGGUUCUUCUUGAUGUGAAGACCUGUGAUCUUGUUAUUUAUGCUAGCAUGGAUGAUUCAAUCGAGGUCAUAUGCGUGGAUUUCGAUGAAGCUUUCGUUUGGCCUCUCCUGACAACCGUAAAGAGAAUUUACUUUGAGCGUGUACUUCCAGUCCUAUGUUCGUCGGUAGAGUGAAAAACACGACUAGUCUGAUACUUGGUGCGGCAGCUGGUGUACUGUGUUGGACCGCUAGAGUGCAGUACUUUUCUUUGUUGUUUUUUUAGAGUGGGCUACAGGACAGAUUCAUUUUUUUUCUUUUUGCCAUCUUUUUUUGUGAGCAGUAGCAUAUUUGCAGUGAAGCAACAGUUUUGCCUCGUUAAAUAUUUUUCCUGUUGGCUUUGUCUCAAGAGUUGGUCACCUCCUGCAUUCUUCAGUAGGAAACUAUGUGUGAGAGUAUAGUUGGGAAAGAACUUGGCGCUUAUUUUUACUUUGAGGUCAGAAUGCAGAAUUCGCUCAAUACUGUCCUUUUAGAAGCUCUCAAACUUCUAGUUAUUUCUUCGGAUUGAUUAUUCCUCAGUAUUUAUUUCUGCUAACUUCAGAAGGAACUGUUGAUGUGGUACAUGAAGACGUAUGCAUGUGCUUGUUAUGUGAUAAAAUAAUUAUUUAUGAGAUAUACUACUAGCUCAAUUACGUUCAUGCUAUAAUUUAAAACUAAAGUGAAUGUUCUACGCUCAUCACCAUCUCGAGAAAAAGGAAGUUUUGUGGUCAUACGCUGUUCCUACCUUUUUCUAGAUUUAACUUUCAAAGGAGAACCGGUGCUUUCACAUUCUAAACAUGCAUGUUGAACAAAAUUACAAACAUUUAUCCUAAACUCUUAAACAGGCAUCUUCAUUCACCGUGUAAAUUGUAGAAUUAGUACCUGUCUUCAACAAGUUGAAAUUUCCUUACUGUGAUGCUUGCAUGAAAGCAACUGUAUAGAAGUGUGCAAUAUUUUAUUAAUAAUAAAUCUACACAAAGAAACUCAAGUUUCACUCAAAAACUUGUGUCCCUCAGAGACCAGCUUCCUCUGCGACUCGUGUAACUUGUACUGCAAUGCCUUUGUACCAAAACAUUGCUACCUAGUGUUUGUUCCUUGGCAUUUGCUGCCAUCUCCUCGCAUUGGGCACUACCAGACAAGUGUGAAGGCCAAAUGGAUCACGAAAGUGCUUGAAGCUGGCCUAAGAUGUUACAGAAGAAUGUCCUGCUCUCAGAGUGAGAGCCGAUAUUUCACUAAGAAACAUUUCACUGCCUGCACAAGGCAAGUCUCUCAGCUUACGGCCCCCCCCCCCCCCCCCAAAAAAAAAAAAAAAAA